AUGCCGCCACGCGCACGCGGUCAGCCGCGAGGUGCAGAUACCAUUCGGAUCCUCGUCGCCACAGAUAGCCAUGUCGGAUACAACGAGCGCGACGCCGAGCGAAAGGACGACAGCUGGAGGACGUUCCACGAGGUGAUGUGCCUAGCGAAAGAGCAUGAUGUGGACAUGGUGCUACACGCGGGAGACCUCUUCCACGAGAACAAACCGUCCAGGAAGUCCAUGUACCAGGUCAUGCGGUCGCUGCGUAUGAACUGUCUCGGAGAGAAGCCAUGCGAACUGGAGAUGCUGAGCGAUGCGAGCGAGAACUUCGGCGGCAAUUUUGACCAUGUCAACUACGAAGACGAAGACAUCAACAUCGCCAUUCCCGUGUUCGCCAUUCACGGGAACCACGACGACCCGUCGGGCGAAGGCUCGUUCUCCCCCCUCGAUCUACUGCAGGCGUCUGGCUUUGUCAACUACUUCGGUCGCACACCCGAAGUCGAUAAGAUCAACGUAAAACCGGUGCUACUACAAAAGGGUGGCACCAAGCUUGCUCUAUAUGGUCUUAGUAACGUUCGCGACGAGCGGUUGUUCCAUACCUGGCGGGAUGGUAACGUCAAGUUCUUUCAACCUGGUACGCAGAAGGACGAAUGGUUCAACCUCAUGAGCGUACAUCAGAAUCACCACGCACACACACCUACCAGCUACCUUCCUGAGAACUUCCUACCUGAUUUUAUGGACCUUGUCGUGUGGGGUCACGAACACGAAUGUCUGAUUGACCCACGAUACAACCCCGAAAUGGGUUUCCAUGUCAUGCAGCCUGGCUCUUCAGUGGCUACCUCACUCAUGCCCGGAGAAGCGGUCCCCAAACAUGUCUGCAUUUUGAGCGUCACCGGCAAGGAAUUCACGACUGAGAACAUCCGCCUGAAGUCUGUGCGACCCUUCAUCAUGAAAGAGAUCGUACUUGCGGAAGAGAGGGAGAUCAAGGAGAAGGAGCUCUGGCGCGUCAGCGAUAACCGUGCAAAGAUUACCCAGUAUCUAAAUCAGGUCAUUGAGGAGCUCAUCGAUGAAGCGAAGAGGGAUUGGCUUGAACUACAGGAGGAUCGACAAGAAGACGACGACGACCCUCCGAAACCACUCGUCCGGCUUCGUGUGGAAUACACAGCACCACAAGGAGGCGAGUUCCACUGUGAGAAUCCGCAACGUAUCUCGAAUCGGUUCAUGGGCAAGGUGGCCAACAUCAACGACAUUGUACAGUUUCAUCGAAAGAAGAAGCCGUCAAGUCGGGCGUUGAAGAACAACGCCGAAGAGCCGGAUGCGGAGAUACUCGCUGAAAUCUCAAUUGACUCAGUCAAGGUCGACAAGUUGGUGAAAGAGUUUCUCACCGCCCAAACUUUGACGAUCCUGCCCCAGAACUCCUUCGGAGACGCAGUCUCACAGUUCGUAGACAAGGACGACAAGCACGCCAUGGAGCAGUUUGUAAAAGAUAGUUUGACGACUCAGCUCAAACACCUCAUGGACGCCAAUGAUGUUGAGGAAGAGGAGAUCGUCAAAGAGAUGGCAGAGUACCGAGAGCAAUUAGAGGAUAUGUUUGCUUCAGGGCAGUUGAAGAAGACCCGGAAAUCCAAGGUCAAGCCCAAGCCAGCUGGCUGGGACAGUGACUUUGAUGGGUCCUGGGUCGAUCAGCCAGCCGCUAUCAUUAGGUCUGAUAACGAAGGCGAGAAAGACGAUGACGAGAGCUUAGCGUCGAUACCUGCAAAGAAAGCUGCCACCAGCGGUCGUGGCAAGGCAGCUGGCACAACCCGCAAACCAGCUGCGGCUACUAAGAAGGCAGCAGCUCCCAAGAAGGCCGCACCCACAGCCAAGGGCGGCCGAGGCAAGAGAAAAGUCGUGGAAGAAGAGGAGUCCGACGAAGACGACGACAUCAUCAUGAUUGACGACGAUGACGACGAAGAAGUACCCGAAGAGGAAGAAGACGAUGACAGUGGCGAAGACCUGUUCGUAGCUUCGCAAAAGAAGAAAGCUCCCGUAAAGAAAUCCGCAGCGAAGACAACAAAAGCCCCGGCGCGAGCGAAGUCACCAGCCAAGAAGACUACUACUGCGAGAGCAAAGGCGCCAGCGACUCAGACGAAGCUGAACUUCUCGCAGCCGCUCACGCAGCGCAGUCAGCCCACACGACCUGCGGCUUCGAGAGGAAAGAAGGCUGUACAGGAGCCGAGUGAUGAUGAGAUCGAGUCUGAUGAUGCUUUCGAGUCGGCGCCGCCGCCUAGUGCCCGGGCUACUCGUAGGAGGUAG
Alternaria rosae is the source of this 2274-nucleotide messenger RNA. RefSeq names its product Mre11 DNA-binding presumed domain-containing protein. Gene Ontology annotation, molecular function: DNA endonuclease activity; 3'-5'-DNA exonuclease activity; manganese ion binding. The record is from RefSeq and is a predicted model, not a curated record. Gene Ontology annotation, biological process: telomere maintenance; mitotic intra-S DNA damage checkpoint signaling; meiotic DNA double-strand break formation. NCBI's taxonomy places the organism in Eukaryota, Fungi, Ascomycota, Dothideomycetes, Pleosporales, Pleosporaceae. Gene Ontology annotation, cellular component: Mre11 complex; nucleus. The transcript has 3 exons. The coding region runs from base 1 to 2274 and encodes 757 amino acids.